AUGACAACAACUCUUCCGCCCGUGGCAAUCCCAGGCCAAUGCCUGGGAUCCGUUGCCAUGUAUUCUGCAGGACCCGGUACACACAUCCAACAAUCCAACAUCUACGCCUCCAUCGCCGGUCCCGUCGUCGCGGAUCCUGCCCAACCUAAGACAGGGACCAAGUCAACUCUUCGAGUCUCACGGGUCGUCCCAGCCACAGUUCGAGCUGCCUCAGCCCCAAAUCAAAAGCAACGAUACAAUACCCUACCAGCUGUCGACUCGAUUGUUCUGGCCCGUGUCACCCGCGUCCAGAAGCGUCAGGCUACUGUCAGUAUCCUCGUUGUCUUGGAUGACGCCUCGCAGGAUCCCUCGCAGAAUGCUUCAGACAACGACAACGUCGCCUCUAUUUUAACAUCUGCUGCCAAUCCAGAGAACCACAAUAGUACCGAUGAGCUGCGUUUUCAGGCUUUGAUUCGCAAGGAGGAUGUUCGCGCUGUCGAGAAGGAUCGUGUCGUUAUGGAAGAUAUGUUCCGUGUUGGCGAUAUUGUGCGUGGCUCUGUCAUUUCCCAGGGUGAUCAAAGUUUCUACUACCUCACUACUGCUCGCAACGAUCUGGGUAUUGUCAUGGCCCGCAGUGAUGCAGGAAAUAUGAUGUUCCCUGUGAGCUGGAAGGAGAUGCGUGACCCUGUUACUGGGGCUGGUGAGCCACGAAAGGUUGCGCGCCCUUACUGA
Messenger RNA from Penicillium pulvis, 711 nucleotides. Its product is annotated as exosome non-catalytic core subunit CSL4. Gene Ontology annotation, biological process: RNA processing. Gene Ontology annotation, cellular component: nuclear exosome (RNase complex); cytoplasm. The transcript has a single exon. The record is from RefSeq and is a predicted model, not a curated record. Gene Ontology annotation, molecular function: RNA binding. Lineage: Eukaryota; Fungi; Ascomycota; Eurotiomycetes; Eurotiales; Aspergillaceae. The coding region runs from base 1 to 711 and encodes 236 amino acids.